Molecule: messenger RNA, 820 nt
Organism: Ixodes scapularis (black-legged tick)
Lineage: Eukaryota; Metazoa; Arthropoda; Arachnida; Ixodida; Ixodidae
Product: zinc transporter 2-like
Exons: 7
Coding region: 1-798 (265 amino acids)
Biological process (GO): zinc ion transmembrane transport; response to zinc ion
Cellular component (GO): plasma membrane
Molecular function (GO): zinc ion transmembrane transporter activity
Source: RefSeq, a predicted model, not a curated record
AUGAUAAGCCUGUUCUCGCUCUGGAUGGCCGGAAGGCCGGCCACCAAGCGACUCAGCUUCGGCUGGUACCGCGCCGAGGUGAUCGGAGCACUGACGUCGGUGAUUAUGAUCUGGGCCGUCACGGGUGUCCUGGUGUACAUGGCGAUUCUCCGGAUGAUCAACAAGGAGUACAACAUCCAAGCUGACAUAAUGCUCGUUUCCGCCACCGUUGGAGUUAUCGUCAACAUAAUCAUGGGUUUGGCCCUCCAAAUCCAUCCCGUACGACACAAUCAUCGUACCGGAACCGAAGCGCCACCAGAGAGGCACGAUGGGGUCAUGAACCUCAACGUGAGGGCAGCCUUCAUCCACGUCCUUGGUGACCUUAUCCAGAGUGUGGGCGUUCUCUUGGCAGCCAUCAUUAUAUAUUUCUGCCCCAACUGCGGCGUGGUGGACCCGAUCUGCACGCUGCUGUUCUCGGUGAUCGUGCUGGUGACCACGCUGGCCAUCCUCAAGGAGGCGCUCAACGUACUCAUGGAGGGCAUCCCACGCUCCGUCGACUACCACCAGGUGCGCGCCAUGCUGCUCUCCGUCCAGGGUGUGGCGCGCGUCCACGACCUCCACAUCUGGUCGCUCAGCCUGGACAAGCUGGCCGUCUCUGCACACGUCGUCCUCGUUCCCGGCGCGAAUUCCAUGGAGGUUCGUCGCAACGCCUCCCGAGCCAUCAGACGCAGCUUCGACGUCUUCAAGUUGACGCUGCAGAUGGAGGAGUACGAGGAAGGCAUCAGGCACCACUGCCGCCAGUGCAUCGAACCCAACUAGAACCCCGGUCUUCGGGAUAUUG